Molecule: messenger RNA, 3004 nt
Organism: Pseudogymnoascus destructans
Lineage: Eukaryota; Fungi; Ascomycota; Leotiomycetes; Thelebolales; Thelebolaceae
Exons: 4
Coding region: 242-2134 (630 amino acids)
Molecular function (GO): RNA binding; phosphatase activity
Source: RefSeq, a predicted model, not a curated record
GCAACUAUUUUGGUCAUUCCGAGUUUCCGCAAGGCAAGGAUUAGGGGUUGACGGGUGUGUGUCGCCACUGGCUUAUCGAUAACGGUUUUGAAACGCCGAUAAUGCAAUUGGUGUUCAUCUAUAUAUAAACCCUCAAACCACGACGAUCGGGAAAUAGCUCUUAUAGCUACACUUUAAAUUGUUCUUUGCCGUCUGCCUAUUUUAUAUUUUGUAUUCGAGGUUAUUAAGUUGGAUAGCAAAGAUGGGGAAGCCACGCAUGAUCAUCCUGAUUAGACAUGCCCAGUCAGAGGGAAACAAAAACCGUGAUAUCCACCAAAACAUCCCUGACCACCGCGUCAAGCUCACCAACGAUGGCUGGGACCAAGCCCACGAAGCAGGGCGCCAGCUCCGCGCCCUCCUCAAGCCAGACGACACCCUCCACUUCUUCACCUCCCCGUAUCGCCGCACCCGCGAGACGACCGAGGGCAUCCUCAGCACGCUGACCUCGGACGACCCGUCGCCAUCGUCCUUCCCGAGGGACAAAAUCAAGGUGUACGAGGAGCCGCGACUGCGUGAGCAGGACUUUGGCAACUUCCAGCCCUGCUCGGCUGAGAUGGAGAGGAUGUGGCAGGAGCGUGCAGACUACGGGCAUUUCUUCUACCGUAUUCCGAAUGGAGAGAGUGCGGCGGACGCAUACGAUCGGGUUAGUGGCUUCAACGAGUCGCUGUGGCGGCAGUUUGGAGAGGACGACUUUGCGAGUGUUUGUGUCUUGGUCACGCAUGGUCUCAUGUCUCGAGUCUUCUUGAUGAAGUGGUACCACUUCUCCGUCGAGUACUUUGAGGACCUACGCAACGUCAACCACUGCGAGUUCCUGAUCAUGCGCAAGGACGAGGACAGCGGCAGAUUCAUCCUCGAGAACAAACUACGAACGUGGUCUGAGCUCGCGCGCGAGCGUCUCUUGAAAGAGAAGUCAGAAAAGGAGCUCGCAGAGGAGAAAGCUUCGAUGGAUGCCAUCCCAUCACCGAUGUCCGAGACGAACGGAGGAGUUGCAGGGAUGAAGCCAGGGGAUCUGCCGCCGACUCCUACUGUACCAAAGAGGAAACAAUGGGGUGGCUGCCCGAACGGGUGUGAUCAUGGGAGAUUCUAUUAUCGAAGGGAAAACGGCGUGGCAAGUCACAGUUCAUCCACCAAUCUAGCUGAGGCACCGCCGGUGCGCCGCGCAUUCCAUAAGCGCUUCCAGAGCAGCAGUGAGGAGGACGAGGAUGACCCACGUGGGAGAUUAUCCAAUCCGUCAAAAUCCGACAGCAAGAGCAGCAGCGAAGAAAACGGGACUGGUAAGGUAGCGGGGAUCCAACGCAGCUUGGACAGCAUGUUACUCUCGGAACCGACCGAGGCGUUCGUCACAGACAAGCAGACCGCCCACCGGGCCAAACCGAGAGACAAAGCCGUCGGCGCGGUCUUGCACGCAGGUCGUGACUUCGGGGGCUCAGCGAGCGGCAAUACAAGCCGAGCAACGAGUGACGCCGAAGCAGAGGCCGAUACGGAGGGUCUUGGGCGGGAAGGGGACAGCGGCCGGCGGCGGACGAAAUCGAAGAGGGAGAAGAAGGAGAGGGGUUACAAGGAUAGUGGGAUGGGGAGAGGGGCGAGGGCAAAUACCCUUGGAGACCAGAGCCAGGAAGAGGAGGCAUGUGCGAAUUGUGGAAGCGUGACGGGGAAUGGAAAUCAUCAGCGGCGAAAGGAUCGCGCCAGCGCGCGUGCUCAGACCUCUAGUGGUGAUGAGAAUGCAGAGACGGAUGCGCUCUUCAUCGGCAACAUCGAGGCCGGCCAUACUGAGGAGACGCUCGGCGCGGCCUUUAAUGCCCACGGCACCGUCGUGAACGUCAGAAUCCCAACUAAUCGUGACACUGGCAACCUCAAGGGCUAUGGAUAUAUCACAUUCUCGUCUGUAGCAGAGGCCAAGAGCGCAUUGGAGACUAUGAAAGGUUUUGAUGGAAAUCAACAGCCAUUACACGUCGAGUACGCUACUCGUCAGCAAGCACUCGAAGCAGGUGGCGGAGACGGUGGCGAAUGUGUAGAUGGAGGCUGUAAACGUGACGUCGAGUCGGAGGAGGAAAAUGACAGGGAGGAAAAAUCCGUGCAUGGCAGUGUGUAUUGAGGCGCAGUGGUCCCAUCAAAAAAAGGUGCCGCAUAAGUGGUGGUGUGCCCGGUUUACAGGCGUUGGUUAGUUAUUAAGCGACUGGCGAGCGUCGCUAUUAUUUAUUCUUCAUAUGGCGAGAACAAAAUAUAUCCCACCUAAGCGCUUUGUCUUCUCAAGUUCUCACAUUGUUUCAAGAAACACGCAGGGCAGCGCGGUGGUUGGCCAAGACGGCCGUAACAUCGUUUCUCCGCGCCGAACACCAACGUGCGGGAUCGCCCAUGAGCUGAAGAUGAAACGGCGACGCGGACACCCAGCCUCUUGUUAUGCUGUCAACCUCAUUCGCGCUGUCGUCGACAGAAAGACGGCCUGUGAGGCGCUGUGAGAACGGAUGAAGACGCGCAUGGUUCGCGCUUGUGGUAAGUCAGGGGCGGGAGACGGGCUGGGGAAGGCUUGUUGGAAGGCUUGUAUAUUUCUCGCUGUUUCCCCCUUGUCCUGUCUUCUCCUCUUCUUUUCUGCUUCUUCUGUACGACUUCCACAGUUUUGCUCAAAGUACUUUUCUCACUCCUUUACUCCAAAACACGAUAGACGAGCGGCAGCUUUGAAAGAAGCCCUGGGGUCUCGAUCUACAUUCAUUCAUUCAUACAUCGUGCUAUUCACUCCCUUGUCCAUCCAGACCAGUUCGUUCGCAGUAGCAUACUCGGAAAACAAAGACAUUCAGAUCACUCUUUCCAUAACUACUAUCGACGACUCGAACAACAAAAUCCAAACCAGCAACAACCGCCAGUUACCACACCAACUUCACCCACAUCACCAACCAACACCGUCACCAUGCAACUCACCAACCUCCUCGCCCUCCCCCCCCUCCUCCUCGCCCUCCCCACCCUCGCC